UUCUUCUGGUCAUUUUAAAAUCUUUUGCCUGUUUUUAUGCUUUGUUAACUUAUUUAAAAAUUGUGACCAGAGGAGCGGAGUACCAGACAUAAAAUCAUGUUGUAUAUUUACGAAUUCGGUUAAUUUUUUGUUGUUGUUGAAUUAACGUAUCUGCAACAUGCUUUUAUGUUUUGGCAAGCGCAAAUGGAGUACGCUCUGGGAUUCUUGAACCGUAAUCAAAAUGGCACCAGUUAAGAAAAAGACAAAUGAGAGUAUCAACUCCAGGUUGGCACUUGUAAUGAAAAGUGGAAAAUACACACUCGGAUACCGAUCGACAUUAAAAACAUUACGCCAAGGAAAAGCUAAACUUGUUAUCAUCGCUAGCAACACACCUCAGCUGAGAAAAAGUGAAGUGGAGUAUUAUGCUAUGUUGUCAAAGACAGGUGUCCAUCACUACACUGGUAACAACAUCGAACUUGGUACGGCAUGUGGUAAAUACUUCCGUGUCUCUGUAUUAAGCAUCACAGAUCCAGGAGAUUCUGAUAUUAUAAGAUCUAUGCCAUCUGAACAAGAAAGUAAAUAAAUACUUUUCAUGACA
This is a messenger RNA of Hydractinia symbiolongicarpus, 577 nucleotides long. Its product is annotated as 60S ribosomal protein L30-like. Lineage: Eukaryota; Metazoa; Cnidaria; Hydrozoa; Anthoathecata; Hydractiniidae. Gene Ontology annotation, cellular component: cytosolic large ribosomal subunit. The record is from RefSeq and is a predicted model, not a curated record. The coding region runs from base 221 to 562 and encodes 113 amino acids. Gene Ontology annotation, molecular function: structural constituent of ribosome; RNA binding. The transcript is spliced from 4 exons.